CUCGUUUCUUCACUCGCCCAAUUUCAGCGCGAGCGGGCGGGCGGGAGAGGAAUUCUGCAAAGCUGGAGAGGGGUUUCUGAAAAUGAUCUCGAUAACCUCCGAGGAGUUGAACUACCUUAUCUUCCGAUAUCUUAAUGAAUCAGGCGGGUUUCGAUACUGGUUGGAAAGUGGAAUUUGUUGGUGUUUUACCUCGGUGAAUCUCAGAUUACUGUUCCCCAAGUCAAAUAAUUAGUGAAUUGAAAUUUGUCCAGACUCCCGAAAAUCUGCAUUGACGUGCUAAUGAAGACAAGUUUUUAUUAGCCAAAGACUUACACAUUCUGCAUUUUCUUUGGGAUAUGAGGCAGGCCUCACUAAAAGUAGCAUUGAUCCAAAUGCUGUUCCUCCCGGCGCCCUUGUUACAUUUAUUCAGAAAGGGAUUCUAUAUCUUGAACUAGAAGCAAAUUUGAGUAAUGAUGAUAUGGACGUUGAUGAAGAUUUCCAGUUCCUUCAUCCUCUGGAUCUUAUAACAAAGAGCGUGGAUGAACUUCAAAAGAUUGUAAAACAGAAGAAAGAAAGCAUUCAGAAGGAUAAAUCCAAGGGAAAGGAGAAAGAAACAAUGGAAAAUGGCCGGUCACAAGAUCGUGGACCUGUACUGGAAAAAGAUAAAGAAGUUGCAAAAGAUAAGGAUAAUGAAAAGCAACUGCGAGAGAAAGAAAAAGAGCGGGAUAGAGACAAAGUAGAGAAAGAAAAGGAAAAGACAAAAGGAAAAGACAAGGAAAAACCAGUUGAGGAUGUCACUGACGUAAAUCAUGGUGGAGAUAAGAAUAAUAGCAGACCCGAGGCGAAUGGAACUGAUGGAGGAUCAGAGCCAAUGGAUGUUUGCCAGAGUUUACCGACCUUGCCGUGCGAAAUCCCAACUAGUGAUGUAACUGUUUUUCAAGGCCACACUUCUGAGGUUUUUGCAUGUGCUUGGAACCCCUCCGGGUCACUUCUUGCUUCUGGGUCAGGAGAUUCAACUGCCAGAAUUUGGACCAUUGAUGGGCCAGCUAGCUCCAAUUUGGAAAAUGGGAAUCCCAAUGUUGUACUGAAGCAUUUCAAGGGUAGGACAACUGAGAAAAGCAAAGAUGUAACCACCCUUGAUUGGAAUGGUGAUGGAACGCUACUUGCUACAGGUUGUUAUGAUGGACAAGCGAGGAUAUGGACUAAAGAUGGGGAGCUGAUAAAUACAUUAAAUAAACACAAAGGGCCAAUUUUCUCUUUGAAGUGGAACAAGAAAGGUGAUUUGCUUCUUAGUGGAAGUGUUGAUAGGACUGCAAUUAUAUGGGAUGCCAAGUCAGGGGACUGGAAACAGCAAUUUGAAUUUCACUCAGCUCCUGCCCUUGAUGUGGAUUGGCGAAACAAUAAUACAUUUGCUACAUGCUCUACCGAUAGCAUGAUUUAUGUUUGUAAAAUUGGAGAGACUCGACCAAUCAAAACUUUUGCAGGCCAUCAGGGUGAAGUUAAUGCUAUAAAGUGGGAUCCCAUUGGUAACCUCCUGGCAUCAUGCUCAGAUGAUUCUACGGCAAAGAUCUGGAGUAUGAAACAUGACACCUGUCUGCUUGAUUUGAGGGAACACACCAAAGAGAUAUAUACUGUGAGAUGGAGUCCAACAGGGCCUGGCACCAGUAACCCCAAUCAGCAGCUGGUACUAGCAAGUGCCUCAUUUGAUUCAACCAUAAAGCUUUGGGAAUCGGAACAUGGGCGACUUCUGCAUAGCUUGGAUGGCCACAGGGAGCCAGUAUAUUCUGUGGCAUUUAGCCCAAACGGUGAGUUCUUGGCGAGCGGAUCACUAGAUCGAUGCUUGCAUAUUUGGUCAGUGAAGGAAGCUCGGAUUAUCAGAACUUUCACUGGAAAUGGUGGGAUCUUUGAAGUUUGUUGGAACAAGGAAGGGGAUAAGCUCGCCGCUUGUUUUGCAGACAAUGUGGUGUGUGUUGUGGAUUUUCGAAAGUAGAAGAAAGAGUUUGAUGAGAGGGAGAUUGUUGUGUGCAUUUAAUUCGUCAAUGGUGUUGUAGCAAUAGGUCGUUCCGGAGGCUUCAAUUCCCCUUGUCACUAUUAAUUACAAUUAGAACCAACCGUGUAAGAAUAUUAGGGGCUUCGAAAAGUUCUAUAUAUGUAUGCAUUGAAUAUAGCGGGACAUGGUUUCAUUAAUUUGAGAGGAAUGAAAUGAAUAUUUGAUAUGAUAUUUAGCUAGUAUGAUGAAAAA
Molecule: messenger RNA, 2221 nt
Organism: Andrographis paniculata
Lineage: Eukaryota; Viridiplantae; Streptophyta; Magnoliopsida; Lamiales; Acanthaceae
Product: WD40 repeat-containing protein HOS15-like
Exons: 16
Coding region: 458-1969 (503 amino acids)
Biological process (GO): regulation of transcription by RNA polymerase II
Cellular component (GO): histone deacetylase complex
Molecular function (GO): transcription corepressor activity; protein binding
Source: RefSeq, a predicted model, not a curated record